This is a messenger RNA of Penaeus monodon (black tiger shrimp), 3501 nucleotides long. RefSeq lists its product as uncharacterized. NCBI's taxonomy places the organism in Eukaryota, Metazoa, Arthropoda, Malacostraca, Decapoda, Penaeidae. Gene Ontology annotation, molecular function: microtubule binding. The record is from RefSeq and is a predicted model, not a curated record.
AUGGUGUGCCUCAUUCAUACUCUGGGGAGGGUCUUGUUCUCAGGAGCUGAAUUUCAGGCCAAGAACAUUCUGAAAUCCCGCUACGGUGACAGCACGACUAAUACGGUCCAGGCGAACCCGUCCUUAAACAACUAUAGCCAAGACUACACCGGAGGCUACACUCAGGACUACUCUGGAGGCUACGCUCAAGACUACUCCGGAGGUUACGCCCAAGAUUAUUCGGGAGGAUACACCCAAGGCAACACUGGGGGUUAUUCCCAAGACUACAACGGAGGCUACGCGCAAGACUAUUCAGCUGAUAAUUAUUACGGAGAUCCCAAUAGCGGGACAGAGUACAAUAAUAAUUACAGCACGUACGACACCUACAGCCGCACGAAUCCCUCCUUCCAGUACAACGCGGAAACCGGAGGGCAGGACACCUUCGGAAACUACGACUCGCAAGGGAACAACAGCACCUACUUAGACAACUACCCGGAGUACGACUUCGCAACGGACGGCAACUCUUACAACUCCUACGUCAGCAGAACGACUCACUUCGUCAGGAGGGGGACGACUUCACUGGCGAGACCGAGACCAAGGGCUUAUCCGACCUACGACAGCUACGGCGCGUCUCGCCCGCAGCAGUUGCACUGUGAGAUUACUCUUGCUCAUCCUUACUUUUCCCAUGCAUAUAUUGCAUUUAGCUCUGACGGAAAGGUGGCUUCUAGUCUGACAUCUAUCUGCAGAUCAUCGAGAAUCACCAUCAAGCCCUCCCAUUCAAGCAGGAGUGAAUUAGGCCCAGUGUUAAGGGCUAUGAUUCCUUGUGUCCAGAAAUAUAUGGGCAAGAAAUCUCUCUUCCUCCAGAGGGUUUUGACCGGAGGGGCUCUUCGUAGUGUCAGCGAGAUCAAAGACCAGUAUCGCAGUGUCAAAGCGGAGAGGCCGGUCAUCCACAGACAACGGACUAACCUCAAGCCGGAGGACGGGAAGUUCGGGUGGCCUUCUGAGUUCAGGGAUCAGUACCGGGAGUUCCAGGCACAACGUCCUAUAGUUAAAAAGAUGAGCGAAACUUUACGUCCUGAAGGGAAGUUUGGAGAGACUUCCGAGAUCCAUGAUAAGUAUCGGCAGUUUGAAACCCAAAGAAAUAUUGCGCCCAAACAGGGGUCUACCUUGAGACCAGAAGGCAUGUUUGGGGAAACUUCAGAAAUUCAUGACAAGUAUAAACAUGUAGAACCACAACGAAACAUUGCCAAGAGACACUCAUCCAAUCUUAAACUGAAGGCCAAGCCACAACGGAAUAUAGCAAAGAGACAUUCAGCUAACUUAAAACCUGAAGGCCGAUUCGGUGAGACUUCAGAGGUCCAUGCAAUGUACAGAGAAGUUCAGCCGGUGCGGAAUAUUGCGAAAAGACACCAAGCAAAUCUGAGGCCGGAGGGUCACUUUGGCGAAACUUCCGAGCUGCAUGACAAGUACAAGAUAGAAAGACAACGCAAUAUUGCCAAAAGACAUUCUGCAAAUCUGAAGCCAGAAGGUAAGUUUGGCGAAACUUCAGAAUUACACGACAAAUACAGAGAAUUUCAGCCACAAAGGAACAUUGCUAAAAAGCAUACAGCAAAUUUGAAACCAGAGGGCCACUUUGGAGAAACAUCAGAAUUGCAUGAUAAGUAUAAGGAAGUUGAACCACAUGAACCACAGAGAAAUAUUGCAAAAAGGCAUUCUGCUAACCUUAAACCUGAAGGCCAGUUUGGCGAGACUUCAGAAUUACAUGACAGUUAUAGAGAAUUUGAACCUCAGAGAAACAUCGCAAAGAAGCACUCGGCAAACUUGAAACCAGAGGGCCACUUUGGCGAAACAUCCGAAUUGCAUGAUAAGUAUAAGGAAGUUGAACCACAGAGAAAUAUUGCAAAGAGACAUCCUGCUAAUCUCAAACCAGAGGGCCACUUCGGCGAAACAUCAGAAUUACAAGAUAGCUACAGAGAGUUUGAGCCUCAAAGAAACAUUGCAAAGAAGCAUUCGGCAAACCUGAGGCCUGAGGGUCACUUUGGAGAGACUUCUGAAUUGCAUGACAAAUAUAAGGAAGUCGAACCACAGAGAAAUAUUGCAAAGAGACAUCCUGCUAAUCUCAAACCUGAGGGUCACUUUGGAGAGACCUCCGAAUUGCAUGACAAAUACAAGGAAUUUGAACCACAGAGAAAUAUUGCAAAAAAACAUUCUGCAAAUCUCAGGCCAGAAGGCCAAUUCGGUGAGACUUCAGAAUUACAAGAUAGUUACAGAGAAUUUGAGCCUCAAAGAAAUAUUGCGAAAAGACAUUCUGCCAAUCUUAAGCCAGAGGGUCAUUUUGGUGAGACUUCAGAGCUCCAUGACAAGUAUAAGGAGCUCGAACCACAGAGAAAUAUUGCAAAAAGACAUUCUGCUAACCUUAAACCAGAGGGCCACUUUGGUGAGACUUCAGAAUUACAUGACAGUUACAGAGAAUUAGAACCCCAGAGAAACAUCGCAAAGAAGCAUUCGGCAAAUCUCAAACCAGAGGGCCACUUUGGCGAAACAUCCGAAUUGCAUGAUAAGUAUAAGGAAGUGGAACCACAGAGAAAUAUUGCCAAGAGACAUUCUGCUAAUCUUAAACCGGAAGGUCAAUUUGGUGAAACCUCUGAACUUCAUGACAAAUACAGACCUUUAGAGAGCCAGAGAAACAUUGCCAAAAAGCAUUCAGCAAACCUCAGACCAGAGGGGCAUUUUGGGGAAAAUUCAGAAAUUCAUGAUAAGUACAAACCAUUGGAUUCGCAGAGGAACAUUGCAAAGAGGCAUUCGGCAAAUUUAAAACCUGAAGGGCACUUCGAGGAAUAUUGCCAAAGACAUUCGGCAAACCUCAAACCAGAAGGGCGUUUUGGCGAAACAUCGGAGCUUCAUGACAAGUACAGGGAAUUUGAAAGACAAAGGAAUAUUGCAAAGAAACACUCAGCAAACUUGAAACCUGAAGGUCACUUGGCGAGACCUCAGAGCUGCAUGACAAAUACAAGGAGUAGAGCCACAAAGAAAUAUCGCCAAGAGACAUUUAGCCAAUUUAAAAAGCCGGAAGGACACUUUGGCGAAACAUCAGAACUUCAUGAUAAAUACAAACCAUUAGACUCCCAGAGGAACAUUGCGAAGAAACCACUCUGCAAACCUCAGACCCGAAGGCCACCAAGCGCCACAGUUUUCCGAACUAAAACCAGAGGGGAAUUUGGGGAAACUUCGGAGAUCCACGAUAAGUACAAACAACUCGAAACGCAGAGGAACAUUGCGAAACGCCACGGUGCAUCCUUGAAACCUGAAGGAGAAUUCGGAGAAGUUUCGGAGGUCCAUGACAAAUAUAAAACUUUCCAGGCAAGCCGACCUAUCGUGGAGAAGAGAAACACUGAUAAUAUUUGGCAAGAAGCUCCAAAGGUGGCAAUCAAGGGUAACACGGAAACACUGUCUAAUUACAAUGAGUUCCCUGAUACAUCUAUGCUGGACCUGAGAAUACCACCAAGUAUAACAACAAUAUAA